AGAUGGCGUCGCAGCGACGCGAUGAGGUCAUAAAGAUGGCGGACGCCGGAGACACGUUUACUGAUUCUAGAUGUGCUUAGCAAUCGGAAGCCGCAAGACUUUCCUCCAGGGAUUCCUAGGCUUCAGGCGAAGAUAUCCUUUUUCAUCUUGUCUUUCGAAAUCACAGUGGCCUAGCUAGGGCCUGUGACCACGAACGGAGGCAAUGUCGCCGGUAGAUUACGUUACACACACAGGUUGCAGGCGCCGAGUUGGUUCCUAACGAGAACUGAAAAAAACGGUUGGUCCUAAGAAAAGGAGCCGCGAGACCCUCCAACUACGCGAGGAAAAUAAGUUUUGUGGCAAAGUUCUCGGUCCGGGCGACCCGCGACCGACCCCCAACCGUUCCUCCGCUCUCCGCGCCACGACCCUUCGAGUGCGCAAGCUCCUGUCAAACGCGGUGACGGAGGCCGAGAAGAAAAAAAAGGCGGGAGCCACCAAUCCCAGGUGGAGCAAAAUGGCGCGGGAGAACGAGAUGCAGGAGUUUAUCCGUAGCUUCUUCCGAGGCCGCCCGGACCUCAGCACGCUCACGCACUCCAUAGUGCGGCGGAGGUUCUUGGCUCACGCGGGCCGCGACCACCUGGAUCCCGACGAGAAGCAAGCACUGAAGCAGCUAGUGGAGAAAGAGCUGCUUAAAGUGCAGGUGGAUGAAACAGGUGCCAGGGAAGAGAGGCUAGAUCUUGCCAAGAAGGCAAAGAGGCCUCCCACCCCCAGCAGUGGCCCCGAAAGAAAAAGGUUCCGUUUCAACUCGGAGUCAGAGCCCAGCUCUGCAGCCUCCAGUCCAGACUGUUUUGACAUCUCAGCAAAGAAUGGGAUGGCAGCAGAAGUCAGUCCAGUGGAGGAGGAGAGUCCAAAGCGAGCCUCCAGGAAAGCAGCUGAGGAGAGCAGUGAUGAGGAAGAACAGCAGAGGGACCUGGCUGCAAAGACUGGAUUAGAGAAGGAGGUGGUGGAGAGCAGUGGGGAGGAGGAAGAGGGCUCUGCCAGAACAAGUAAGGUCUCAAAGGAGGAGAGCAGUGAGGAAGAGGAGGAGGAGGACGAGGAGGAGUCCAAAGGCAGGAUUAGGAAGAAACCGGUGACAAAGAAUAAGCAGGCAUCAGGCAAAACCUCAGCCAGUAGAAAGCAGGCCAGGGAUGAGAGUGAGGACAGUGAGGGGGAACCUGCCCAGAGGACAAGAAAAAAGGCAGAGGGAAAGAAAGGUGAGGAAGAGAGCAGUGAGGAAGGUGAGGAGGAAGAGAAGCCCAAAGGCAAGAUUAGGAAGAAACCUGUGACAAAGAAUAAACAGGCAUCAGGCAAAAGCUCGGCCAGUAGGAAGCAGGCCAGGGACGAGAGUGAGGACAGUGAGGAGGAACCUGCCCAGAGGACAAGAAAGAAGCCAGAGGGAAAGAAAGGUGCUAAAAGCCACCAGGGAAGUGAAAAGGACAGUGAGGAGGAUGACACCAUAGCCAAGAAGAAAGAGAACAGAGAGGAGGAAGAGGAGGAGAACUGGAAAGCUGGAGCCAGGGGCAGUGGAGGGAAAAAGUCCGCUUGGGAGGAGAGGAACUGUAAGCAGAAAAGCAGGGCAGCCAGACUGCUGGGAGACUCGGGGGCCGAGGAAGAAGAAAAGGAAAAGGCAGCAGCAGGCAGGGGGGAUAACAUCGGGGAAGAUGAGGAGCCCCUAGUGCAGAGGAAGGGCAAGGACAGGACCCCAUGGAAAGGUGGGAAAAGGCGGAGUGGAAGCGGCGAGGAUGCGGAGGACAGCUGGACAAAGGUGAAACCAACAGCUGAAGGUGCUGCAAAGACUGCCAAAGUGGGCAGUGUCAGCGGUGAGGAGAGUGACUCAGAGAGGGAAGUGAGUGACACUGAGGCAGGAGAUAGUCCUAAGGGGGAGAGGGGGCACCGCUCUUCCAAGAAAAGCUCCAGGAAAGGCCGGCCGCGCAGCUCCUCCUCCUCUUCCCCAGAUGGCAGUCCGCAAUCCAAAGGCAGGAAGGCUGGCUCUGGUCGCCGAAGUGAGGACCACCCAGCGGUGAUGAGGCUAAAACGCUAUAUUCGGGCCUGUGGUGCCCAUCGCAACUACAAGAAGCUUCUGGGCCCCUGCCGCUCACACAAGGAGCGCCUCAGUGUCCUCCGGGCAGAGCUGGAGUCCCUGGGCAUGAAGGGUAACCCUUCCUUAGAGAAGUGUCGGGCCCUGAAGGAGCAGCGGGAAGAGGCAGCCGAGGUGGCCUCCUUGGACAUUACCAACAUCAUCAGUGGUUCAGGUCGGCCACGCAGACGCACAGCUUGGAACCCUUCAGGAGCAGCAGACCCCCCAGGGGAGCUAUACCGCCGGACUUUGGGCUCAGAGGACGAACAGCCCCGGCCCCCACCCCCAGAUUGGUCACAUAUGCGUGGCAUCAUCAGCAGUGACGGGGAGAGUAACUGAGCUCUUCACCUUCCCCAGGAGGCUUUCCACUUGUAGAAAGCAGAUACGGUGCCCGCAGCCCCAUUCCAACUGUGCCUGCGGAGCAGAAGCAGCUUUCUUCUAGAGGCCGUGCGGCCUCCAGCGACAGUUGCUUGGGUCCUGUUUCUCAGCUUCAUGUUCUCAGUUAAGGUGUUUACAGGGGUUUGGUUUUUAAGACUCAAUAAAGGAGUUGUUUGAAUCA
Molecule: messenger RNA, 2654 nt
Organism: Suricata suricatta (meerkat)
Lineage: Eukaryota; Metazoa; Chordata; Mammalia; Carnivora; Herpestidae
Gene: HIRIP3
Product: HIRA interacting protein 3
Exons: 7
Coding region: 494-2434 (646 amino acids)
Cellular component (GO): nucleus
Source: RefSeq, a predicted model, not a curated record